Aquila chrysaetos chrysaetos is the source of this 723-nucleotide messenger RNA. Its product is annotated as parvalbumin, thymic. NCBI's taxonomy places the organism in Eukaryota, Metazoa, Chordata, Aves, Accipitriformes, Accipitridae. The coding region runs from base 115 to 444 and encodes 109 amino acids. Gene Ontology annotation, molecular function: calcium ion binding. The record is from RefSeq and is a predicted model, not a curated record. Gene Ontology annotation, cellular component: cytoplasm; nucleus. The transcript has 5 exons.
AUACAACUUAAAGUAUAUAUAUGCAAGCUCAGCUCUGCUGGAGACACACAGCAAGUACGUUCCUCCCAACCAGAUUGCUUCCCUAUCCAGUCAAGAAGACCACAAAGUUCAACAAUGGCCAUCACUGACAUCCUUUCUGCUAAAGAUAUUGAAUCUGCUCUCUCCAGCUGCCAGGCUGAUGAUUCCUUCAACUACAAGUCUUUCUUCUCCACGGUUGGUUUAUCCAGCAAAACUCCUGAUCAGAUAAAGAAAGUUUUUGGAAUCCUUGAUCAGGACAAGAGUGGUUUCAUUGAAGAAGAAGAGCUUCAGCUGUUUCUGAAGAAUUUCUCUUCGAGUGCUAGAGUCCUCACCUCCGCGGAGACCAAGGCUUUUCUGGCUGCAGGUGACACUGAUGGUGAUGGCAAAAUUGGAGUGGAAGAAUUCCAAUCUCUGGUGAAGGCAUAAACAGCAUUAGACCAAAAGCAACCUUGGACUGACUCUUCCAAUUACCUCGUCCAACAAGCACUUCACAUUCAGCAUGUGUUUGUACAUUUUUAUAUUGUUUCAGGCGUUAACAAUUCCCCAUACAUCAAGUUCACACACCGGAUUGCUGAGAAAUCUUGAAAUGUACAGAUGUUUUGGUCAUGUGGUGUUGUUACAUUUCCACUGUAAAGAAGGCACUUUGUGAUUUUUCAACCACUCAUAAUGUUGAAAUUCUGGCUGGAAGAGGGGAGGAAAAGAAUU